Molecule: messenger RNA, 1784 nt
Organism: Scylla paramamosain (green mud crab)
Lineage: Eukaryota; Metazoa; Arthropoda; Malacostraca; Decapoda; Portunidae
Product: venom protease-like
Exons: 8
Coding region: 81-953 (290 amino acids)
Biological process (GO): proteolysis
Molecular function (GO): serine-type endopeptidase activity
Source: RefSeq, a predicted model, not a curated record
UCUGGUACGGAACAGCAGCAACACACGCAGAGGUGGCAAGACAGCUCUCCUCAGUUAACAGAAGACGCGGUAGCGAGAGGAUGGCGACGAUCCUUGUGGUUGUGUUGUCCGCCACUGUAGCCUCGACGCUCGGCCAGAAUACUAACCCAGACAUCUCACCUCCUCCUGUUACUUUCGACUGCUCCGCCAGCAAGCCGCAAACCAUCAUCCAGACCAAUCACAGCGGCGGCUUUUCUGAACACAAGACGUGGCCUUGGAUGGCGUUGCUUGGCUAUAAACACAAUCAAAGCGUAACUUGGUGUUGUGAAGGAAUGUUGAUCAAUAAACAUUGGGUUCUCUCCCACGCCUUCAACAUCUUUGAUAUUUCCCACGCGUUUGAUCGCCUUGUGGUGCGUCUUAGUGAAUAUGAUUAUGCCGAUGACCUGGACGGAGCAGUUCACCAAGACUUCUCUGUGGUAGACAUCUCCUAUCACCCUGAGUAUUCACAUGUAAAUGGACGACACAGCCUGGUGCUCAUCAAGUUGAAUUCCACAGUCCCCUUUGAGAAGUUCAUCAACCCCGUGUGCCUCCCCUGGGGGGUGGACAGCAAUAAGAACAUAACGGACAAAAAAGGACUGGUGGUAGCUUACUGGAGCAUAACAGGUUCUUUCAGUACAGUGCAGAAAGAAAGAGAGGUGGUAGUGCUUCCUGAUCCUGUGUGUGACAGACAGUAUGAGCAAACCUUCGGCCAGGAGACUUUCUGUGCCAGCAAUCUUAAUGGAGAAAUAAACUCUUGCUGGGAGGACUUUGGUGCACCUCUUGUGACUGUGGAGGCCAGUGAGCGUUACGUGGCGGUAGGCAUCCUGUCAUACAGCCACUAUUGUGACGUAAAGGAAUUCCCCAACCUGUACAACAACUUACGCUACCCGGCACACCUCGCCUGGAUCAAGAGUGUCGCGUUCACCACACUCUGAAUAGCAAGACAUAAGGACGCGGACGACGAUCACGACGAUUAUUUGAAUGACAACUCACUACAAAAUUCAACUGUUUACCCAAGAACCAUGAAUACUGAAUAUUGCAGUGAUCAAAGAUAUAUAUAUAUAUUUUUUCCCCUCCUUUAUCAUCUCAGACAAGGGAAUGCACCAAUCAUCAGGCACUGCACUGUCCUUACUCGAGAAAAUUAACUUAUGAGGGAAAUGAAUUCCCUUCUUUUCGUCUUGUCCAACGCAAUUCUCCUCCUUGUCAUGAGUUCCUACUUCUAUCCAAUAGAGAAUAUAGGAUAAUAAAACAUAUAGUGGGCAGUUUGAGGAAAAAAGUAACACUGAAAAUUAGGAAUUAAUAUAGAAGUAGAUGGUGACCACAUACAUAUGAUAACAUGUAAUUUUGCUUCAAAGAGAGAGAGAGAGAGAGAGAGAGAGAGAGAGAGAGAGAGAGAGAGAGAGAGAGAGAGAGAGAGAGAGAGAGAGAGAGAGAGAGAGACAGAGAGAGAGAGAGAGAGACAGACAGACAGACAGACAGACAGACAGACAGACAGACAGACAGACAGACAGACAGACAGACAGACAGACAGACAGACACACUCACAGACUGAUUAACUGACUGACUUAACGUUGUGUGAAAGAACUGAGUGAUAGUGACAAAGUUCUUCUUGGUGGAGUAAAUAAUGAGAUAAUCUUUACAAGGAACAGUAACGAUGUUAUCACAGUGUUUGCACUUUUGUUACCACUAUAGAUCUCUCUCUCUCUCUCUCUCUCUCUCUCUCUCUCUCUCUCUCUCUCUCUCUCUCUCUCUCUCUCUCUCUCACA